Molecule: messenger RNA, 873 nt
Organism: Diorhabda sublineata
Lineage: Eukaryota; Metazoa; Arthropoda; Insecta; Coleoptera; Chrysomelidae
Product: cytochrome c1, heme protein, mitochondrial-like
Exons: 5
Coding region: 1-873 (290 amino acids)
Biological process (GO): mitochondrial electron transport, ubiquinol to cytochrome c
Molecular function (GO): electron transfer activity; heme binding
Source: RefSeq, a predicted model, not a curated record
AUGUCACGGGAAAAGGUGAAUAAAAAAUACAUAUUUACAAGAUCGCGGUUUUUAAAUAAAAAAUUGUUAUUCGGAAGUUUGGGAGUAUUAACUGGAGGAUGCGGAGUUUUAAUAUUAACUUCGAACGAAUCUCUACGAGCCUCAAUUAUGGAAUUACAACCUGCUAGAUAUCCUUGGGAUCAUUAUGGACUCAUAACAGCUUUAGAUCACGCUAGCAUCAGAAGAGGUUAUGAGGUUUAUAAACAAGCGUGCGCAUCCUGUCAUUCUUUGCGUCAUUUAGCUUAUAGAAACCUCGUAGAUGUCACUCAUACUGAAGCCGAAGCUAAGGCGGAAGCUGAGGAGCAGAUGGUGGAAGAUGGACCCGACGAAGAAGGGAAUAUGUACGAAAGACCUGGGAAAUUAUCCGAUUAUUUCCCUUCGCCUUAUCCCAAUGAUAAAGCCGCGCGCGCCGCUAAUAACGGAGCUUCGCCACCGGAUUUGAGUCAUAUAAUUCUAUCCAAAUUUGAUCAUGAAGAUUAUAUAUUUUCUCUUCUGACUGGAUAUUGCGAAGCUCCCGCGGGAGUGGUACUCAGAGAAGGGCAGUACUAUAAUCCUUAUUUCGUAGGAGGCGCCCUAUCGAUGGGGCCUCCUCUUUUCGACGAUUCCGUCAAUUAUUCCGACGGUACGGCGAGUUACGUCAGUCAAAUGGCUAAGGAUGUAACUGUUUUUUUAAAAUGGGCCGGAGAGCCUGAGUUCGAUGAUAGACAAAGAAUGAUGGUGAAGAUGUUGAUAAUAUGUAGUGCUCUGAUGGGGGUUUCGUUUUAUUUGGUAAGAAUGAAAUGGAUGCCUUUGAAAUCGAGAAAAAUCGAAUACAGACCAAAAAAAUACGGAUAA